Molecule: messenger RNA, 5084 nt
Organism: Ictidomys tridecemlineatus (thirteen-lined ground squirrel)
Lineage: Eukaryota; Metazoa; Chordata; Mammalia; Rodentia; Sciuridae
Source: RefSeq, a predicted model, not a curated record
UAAUUUGGGUUAAUACUAGUGAGUGAGGUUUUUGCGGCUUCAAAGGGUAUUUCAAGUUUCCGGAGCUCCUCCCCUCUGCACCGUGUGACAACAACAACUCGUCCAGCCGGCAGCCUGCACUUUUCAGCUCAUUUUCUCUCUGUCAUUCCCCUCUCAAUCUUUGAUCAAUGUACUUGCCAGGGAGAACCCAAGUCCCUCAAUCCUCCUCCUUUCCACCUUCAUCCUUAACUUUGUGCUAGAGCGGGGACCCACACAACAACAGCCGACCCUCCCCGCCCCCGCCCCCAAACCAGCCCUCGAUCCCAGCCCCUGGAGAGGACUCGCAUUUCGACUUGCGGGACACUUUGUGCGUUUCUCUCUAGAGCGCCUCUCUCGCUCGCCCCUCCUGCGCUCGCUCUUUCUUACCCUCACCUCCUUUUUCCCCCUUCUCUCCCUUUCUCCUCGUCCUCUCCUAGAGUUGUUGUUGUUGUUGUUGCCCCUCUUGCUUCUUCUCCCCCCUUUCCCCCGUCCCCUCCCGGAGGUGUGUGGCAACUUUUCCCCUCUCUUCUCCUCCUUCUGUUUCCCCCCUUAUAUGUGACCAUGGCAGUGCCGGCGGCUUUGAUCCCUCCGACCCAGCUGGUCCCCCCUCAACCCCCGAUCUCCACGUCUGCUUCCUCCUCUGGCACCACCACCUCCACCUCCUCGGCGACCUCGUCUCCGGCUCCGUCCAUAGGACCCUCCGUGUCCUCUGGGCCAACUCUGUUCAGUAGCAGCAGCAGCAGUAGCAGUAGUAGCAGCAGCAGUAGCAGCAGCAGCAGCAGCUGCGGCCCCCUCCCCGGGAAACCCGUGUACUCAACCCCGUCCCCAGUGGAAAACACCCCCCAGAAUAAUGAGUGCAAAAUGGUGGAUCUGAGGGGGGCCAAAGUGGCUUCCUUCACGGUGGAGGGCUGCGAGCUGAUCUGCCUGCCCCAGGCUUUCGACCUGUUCCUGAAGCACUUGGUGGGGGGCUUGCACACGGUCUACACCAAGCUGAAGCGGUUGGAGAUCACGCCGGUGGUGUGCAAUGUGGAACAGGUUCGCAUCCUGAGGGGACUGGGCGCCAUCCAGCCCGGAGUGAACCGCUGCAAACUCAUCUCCAGGAAGGACUUCGAGACUCUCUACAAUGACUGCACCAACGCAAGUUCUAGACCUGGAAGGCCUCCUAAGAGGACUCAAAGUGUCACCUCCCCAGAGAACUCUCAUAUCAUGCCACAUUCUGUCCCUGGCCUCAUGUCUCCUGGAAUAAUUCCACCAACAGGUCUGACAGCAGCAGCUGCAGCAGCUGCCGCUGCUACCAAUGCAGCUAUUGCCGAAGCAAUGAAGGUGAAAAAAAUCAAAUUAGAAGCUAUGAGCAACUAUCAUGCCAGUAAUAACCAACAUGGAGCAGAUUCUGAAAAUGGGGACAUGAAUUCAAGUGUCGGCAGCAGUGAUGGUUCUUGGGAUAAGGAAACACUGUACUCCUCCCCAUCCCAGGGAUCUCAGGCUUCUGUUACCCAUCCCCGCAUGCCUGGAGUGUAUAGCCUUCCACUUAGUCAUCCUCUCAACCAUCUUCAGCACAGCCACCUUCUGCCAAAUGGACUGGAACUUCCUUUUAUGAUGAUGCCCCAUCCUCUAAUUCCUGUAAGCCUACCUCCAGCAUCUGUCACCAUGGCAAUGAGCCAGAUGAACCACCUCAGCACCAUUGCAAACAUGGCAGCGGCAGCACAAGUUCAGAGUCCUCCAUCCAGAGUUGAGACAUCUGUUAUUAAGACUGUGGCAGGUCAUGACAUGGGACAUGAGUCGAAAAGGAUGCAUAUUGAGAAAGAUGAGACCCCACUUUCUACACCAACCGCAAGAGACAGCCUUGACAAACUUUCUCUAACUGGGCAUGGACAACCACUACCUCCAGGGUUUCCAUCUCCUUUUCUGUUUCCUGAUGGAUUGUCUUCCAUAGAGACCCUUCUGACUAAUAUACAGGGGCUCUUAAAAGUUGCCAUAGAUAAUGCCAGAGCUCAAGAAAAACAGGUUCAACUGGAAAAAACAGAGCUGAAGAUGGAUUUUUUAAGAGAAAGAGAACUAAGGGAAACACUUGAGAAGCAGCUGGCUAUGGAACAAAAGAACAGAGCCAUUGUUCAAAAGAGACUAAAGAAGGAGAAGAAGGCAAAGAGAAAAUUGCAGGAAGCACUUGAAUUUGAGACAAAACGGCGUGAGCAAGCAGAGCAGACACUAAAACAGGCAGCUUCAACAGACAGUCUCAGGGUCUUAAAUGACUCUCUGACCCCAGAGAUAGAAGCUGACCGCAGUGGCGGCAGAACAGAUGCUGAAAGGACAAUACAAGAUGGAAGACUGUAUUUGAAAACUACUGUCAUGUAUUGAAUCUUCACUGUUGAAGAAUUCCUUGUUAUAGUAAAGAACUUUGCAGUCAGACAUUCGUCAUUGGAAAGUUCAGAAAAAAUAAAGUCCUUUUAAGGGAACUUCCUCAAUUUUGUGUAUUAAUGUUCUUUAACAUUUAAGUAUUCUACAAAACCCAGUUUUCUCCAUUGAUUUUCACCUGUGGUUCAUACCAGAGACUUGAGAAUGUUUGUAAAUGUACAAGUAUCAAUCUUCUUACAGUGAAUAACUGCAACUUUGCUGCUGGACACUUGUAUACAAGAAUUAAAGGCAGGUCUGAAUAAGACCUAGCUUUUUUUUUGCUUUUUUUUUUUAAUAGAAUGAACCAUUUUCCUCUUCUGAAAAUUCUGUAUCUGAGCACAUCAAAAGACUCUUGUAGCAAUGGUCACCCAGACUUACAGAAUUAUGUCCCCCCCCAAAACCAGCAAGAACACAUGGAAAUGAACUUGUAAGGGGCCUAGAGGAUUCUGGAAAAAAAAAACUAAUAUUCUGUUACAUCUCUAAUUGUAGGUUUUCUCCUGAAGAUUUUUUUUCCAUAUACUUUCCAAAAGACCAACAAAUGGAUGUUGACAACAACCCAAUAAAUAACAUUUUGCAUAUCUGAAAAGAAGCAUUAAAUAUAAGCCAAAAGGUUUCACUGAAGGUCUCUUUUUCUUAAAAAUAAAAAACAAGAAAUAUAUAUAAAUAUAUAUAUAUAAAUGUAACAUGUUUUCAUUCCAAACUGGUAGUGGUAUAUAGAAUCAGAAAUAAUAAUGUUGCUUCUUAUUCAAACUGUUGGUCACAUGUACAGUAUAUAAACAUAAAACACACAGGAAGGUAUUAUGUAUGCAGUAGUAUACUAGAAUUUAGGAAAAUGAAAAUUUUAGAAAAUAUGUUUUGUCACCCUGUUGGUCAGAAAGAUGUCUUUCUGGUUUUAACGCAUGCAGGCAUGUAAAUAUUUGUCUGGAGUCACAGUAUUAAUGAAUGAGAUCUUAAGCAUCUGGUGACAUCAGAACUCUGUGUCAGCCACUUUUAUUUGUAUAUUGAUCCCUUGUUAGUGCCCCAAACUGCACUAUUGAGAAUGGAUUUGUGGCUGAACAGUAAAAUCAAAACACCAGAAAUAUUUUUAUAUGUUAAUGCCAUAUUAUGUUAAUGUUGCUGAAAAACAAAACCUAACAAACCCUUGAUGUACCAGUCCAAUACCAUGUAGCCCUGAGUGAUAAAGUUAAAAUGUGUUGUGCUUCCCACCCUGGACAGAGGGAAGGGUGGCUACUUGUUAAUUUCACUGUCUUUUUGAAAGUUACAGUAUGUGUUUUCACUUUUGUGCAGAUAACUGGAAGUAAAGCUGCAAACAGUGCUUAUUACAUGCUAAAGUUACCUUUUCUUUGUUUUUAUAUAUCUGGAGUUACACCUUUAAAGACUGAUAUAAAUUAGUACUCUCACUGUACAUUUUAUGAUUUUUCUGUCAUCUUAAAAUUUUAUGAUUAUAACAUUAUUUAUUACCAUAAAACAGCAAAAUCUUAAGUGACUAAGAAAACUAGCAUAAAAUGUUUAAAGGUAGUUCUGAUUGGGUAAUAAUUAUUCGGUUAAGAGAAAAAUUAACAUUAUAGAUACUCUGGCACUAAGCUUCUAUACUUUUUAGGUCUUCCUUGUAUUGCUGGAACAUAAUUCUUUUAUGUAACUCGCUAUUUACCAGCUAAGACCAUUUUUUUUAAUACAAUAAAAAGGUUAUAUGUACAGUUCCUAUUUUAGCUUGCUUAAAAAGGGAGCAAUAUUUUUAUUUAAAAUAUUGUUAGUAAAUGCUUUAUAGAAACUUGGUUUUCUAAGCAUAGUUCUUCCAUAACCAUCUUUCGUUGUUUGAGCACAAGAGAUUCUAUUUCUAGUCACAUGGAAUUUUGUUUGUUUUUCCCUAUAUGCAGUUUUUAAAGGAUUACAGCAUUUGAAAUUGGAGACACUUGUGGCAAGCUUUUGAAUCAUACAUUUUUUGAAAGAUUUUUUUAAAAAGCUACAAUUUACCUAUGUAGUAGAUUCAGUCAUUGCUCUGCUCCUGGCAUAGAGUCAUUUGUUAAGUGUGCUUGAAAGUCUUAAAAUACAUGCUUUCAAGACCCUCUGAGAAUGCUUUAGUGUUUGGUUCAAAAUAAAAGGAAAUUCUAGUAAGGAUUAAAGAAAAAAAAAUCUAUCAGCUGUAUGUUAAGAGAGACUCUUACUAACAUGUUGUAAAUAUUACAAUUCAUGAAAUGUUAUUGUAAGUCUGUAACUUAAUUUUCCCCCUUUUUUAGUUAAACAGGUUGGUUUAGAAAUUUGUGUUUUGGCAUAAACAAGUAAAAUUGUGCCCAUUUUAUUGUUUCCCUGCUUUUGUAAUCUUACAAAUAUUAAUGUCUAGUUGUUCUAUAUUAUAACCACAUUUGCGCUCUAUGCAAGCCCUCGGAACAGAACAUACUCAUCUUCAUGUAGGACCUAUGAAAAUUGUCUAUUUUUAUCUAUAUAUUUAAAGUUUUCUAAAAAUGAUAAAAGGUUAUUACGAAUUUUGUUGUACAAAACCUGUACAAAAAUCUGUUUUUACAUCAUGAUGCAAGAAUUGGAAAUUUUUCUAUGGUAGCCUAGUUAUUUGAGCCUGGUUUCAAUGUGAGAACCACGUUUACUGUUAUUGUAUUUAAUUUUCUUUUUCUUUUCAACAAUCUCCUAAUAAAAAUGUCUGAAAUCUCCUUGUGACUUUA